Messenger RNA from Episyrphus balteatus (marmalade hoverfly), 2500 nucleotides. RefSeq names its product glycerophosphocholine phosphodiesterase GPCPD1-like. NCBI's taxonomy places the organism in Eukaryota, Metazoa, Arthropoda, Insecta, Diptera, Syrphidae. Gene Ontology annotation, biological process: glycerophospholipid catabolic process. Gene Ontology annotation, molecular function: starch binding; glycerophosphocholine phosphodiesterase activity. The record is from RefSeq and is a predicted model, not a curated record. Bases 129 to 2105 code for a protein of 658 amino acids. The transcript has 2 exons.
AACAUUUCAUCAUGGAUAACGUUUUGGAUAUGCGGUAGAGAAUAGAAUUCAAAAGUUGAAAACUAACAGUUAUUAGGUAAAAUUCAACAAGUGCAGUUCGAUCUAAAAACUAAAACCAAGCCAUCAUAAUGGAGGAGGACUUGACAAAAAUAAGGACUAAUAAUUGCAAGUGCAAUUUAGAUCCAAAAUGUCCGACCACUGAAGAGACAUUACAAUUGGUACCGGAAUGUAAUGCAGUCGUCAACAAUGUCAUUCAGCGAGCUGGUGAGCCAUCGGUCGUUACCUCACCAACUGGGGAAUGCAUUCCAUCGCCCAGAACUUUUACCAUACAAUUGCCAAAGCCCCUUGAAUCUAAUGAGUUUAUGGGACUUACUGGAGAUUCAUUUGAAUUGGGAUCGUGGGAUCCACUGCGCAGUGUCCAGUUGACACAAGUAACUCCAACUAUUUGGAAUGGAACUGUCAAUCUUAGCAGUCCUGGACAAGUUCAAUACCGUUAUUUUGUCUACUCUCUCGACUCAUUGGGACGCAUUCAAAUUAAACGUUGGGAAGCUUAUGUCGAGCCAAGAAAUAUGAGGACUUGCAAUGGAAACUGCAUGAGAAUGGAUCAAUUUGGUGAGAUUGAUGGUCAAAAGAAAAUCGCCCGAGGCUGGUUGACCAAUGAAACUAUCGUUCAGUUGAAGUUUCUUAAUCAAGUUUUUGAAUUUGACGGUGGUUUUACUCCAGAAAGGAUGUAUUUGAAGUUGGUUAAUUUGGAAAAUGAACAAGACUUGCCAAACUAUAAUGAGAGUUUAAACAAUGCCGAGGUUGUGAAUAUGAAGUAUAACCGAAGUGUCUUUGAGAGACAGUCGGAUUUGGGAACACUUUACAAGGCAGGCGAUAUCGUACUAUUUCAAAUGUCGAUUCCCUUGGGACAAGAAAAUGGAAAAUAUGCUCUAGUUUUACACUCUGAGGACCGUCAACCAUUGGGACAUGCCCCGAUUUUGCUCUCGACUUUCCAAGAGAAUGACGGAAAGUUGGAAUUGAAUGUUACAAGUCAUGAAUCUGGUGAGAUCAUUGCCAGUGCUAAGAUAUCUUAUUUGAUUGUGAGACCCUUGCCGGGUAUUCGGAUGAACUUCCGCACAAGUUACGCCUACACCUGGAAGCCCAAAUGGGACAAGCUGCUGGUCGGCCACAGGGGUGAUGGAAUAAGUUUUGCAGUUGAUGGGGCUCCUAUUACCGAGAAUACAAUAGCAUCAUAUAAGCUGGCUUACGAUGUUAACGUUGACAUGAUCGAGAUCGAUGUUCAUAUAACUGAGGAUCUUGUUCCGGUGAUCUAUCAUGAUUACAAGAUUUUCACUGCACCCAAUGGAACACGUCCAAAGUCCAAGGAUGACUUAAUUCAGGUCUACAUCAAAGACAUCCGUUACAGCCAACUUAAGGAUCUGCGGAUAUUCCGUGUGCUCGGUGAUGAAAUCCGAGAAUAUCCAUCGCAUAACGAAGAAGAGCGAAAAGAACAUCGUUUGUUCCCAACAUUAGAAGACCUAUUCCAUGAACUUCCCCUUGGAUUAGCCAUUAAUAUCGAAAUUAAGUGGCCCCAAGCUCGUUUCGAUGGUGUCUUGGAAGCCGAACAAGUUACUGACAAGAACCUCUUCGUUGAUAUGGUUCUUCUCACAACACUUCGUCAUGGUUGUGGCCGAAUGUUAAUAUUCUCAUCUUUUGACGCUGAUAUUUGUGCCAUGGUGCGUUUGAAGCAAAAUAUGUUACCUGCGAUGUUUUUGACCCAAGGAUCUACCAAAAAAUGGCCAGCUUACGAAGAUCCUCGUUGCAAUAGUUUUGAAGCAGCUGUAAAUAAUGCUCAACUUUUUGAACUCACUGGAAUCGCACCUUACUCAGAAGAUGUUCUCAAGGAUCAUCAAAUGGUUCGUUUAGCUACAGAUCUUGGACAGAAAGUAUUCCUCUGGGGAUAUGAUAUUAACUCGCUGGAACGAGUUCAAUUCUUCGAAGCUGCAGGUGUUACAGCGAAUAUAUUUGAUCGUGCGGAUUUAAUUGUCCCAAAGGAGCGAACCGCUGGCGUGUUCAAUAAUCCUGAGACGAUAGAAUAUUUUAGAGGCCAGUGUCCGUUGUGAAACAGUUUAUUCUCCAAAUAAUUUAUUAAUGAAAAAAAUUAAGUUUUUAAGUUUUAUUUUCUAAGACAAAUUAAAUAAUAGUUAAUUAUAAUUAAACAAACAAAAAGCAAAACAAACAAACAAAAAAAAAACGUCACACUUAUUCUAUAAAACAAAAACAAAAACACAAAAAAUGUAUAACAACUAUAAGCUUGUUUUAUUGGCUUAUAAGCUUUGAAAAUUGCUGACACUUUUUUUUUUAUAUAAAACAAAAUAAAUUUAGUGUGAUAUGUUUUUUUUUUUAUCUAUAAUAAUUUGCCGUGCUGAUUACCAAAAAAAAAAAAUUAUGUUAUUUUCAAUAUAAAAGGCUUUUUAUUGUAAUUCGGUUUGCUAAAAUGCGUACACGUUUAUAUCUC